AUGUUCGCUGGGCAGUCCUCAUCCUCAUCAGCGGGAAGGAAUCCCCCGCCCGCGCCGUCGUCGAGCACAGCCACAACGACGACUUCCGCGUCCCAGCAUCUCAGCGCCUCGAGCGCGGCGCGCGGGCAGCACUCCCAGUCCUCCAACACAUCCAUCUCCGGGCUGCCGCAGGCCCAAGACAUCGCGCAUCAUGCCCCAACUGCUCUCCCAUCUUCGGCCUCACCACAUCAACUGCACCAAACCCUCCCCGGCGAGGAUCAAGAGCGCCACGUCUCAGAGGCGCGUGCGGCCGUCGUCGCCUCCAUCGGGAACAUGCUUGACGGCGAGCUGCAAACGCGCGCUCGCAUGCUGCACUCCAACGCCGCGGCUCUGGACAAGCAGGAGCGGGACGUGGUCAACGCGACGGACGCGCUGCGCAAGGAAAAUGAUAAGCUGGCGCGGUUCGCGGGGGACGCGGCGCGUCGAGUCAAGGAGCUGGGUAACGUGCAGAACUGGGCCGAGGUGCUCGAGAGGGAUUUCCUGGUGCUCGAGGAGACAUUUCGGUUGGUAAGAGAGGGCAGCUGCGGGAGCGAUUGUAAGAGCUGUGGGAGCGGAAGUUGGAGUGGAAGUGGGAGCUGGAGCGGGAGCGAGGCUGGCGAUGGGGAAGGCGAUGCAAGGAUGGGAGACGACGGUGGAAAGGGGCUGGAUAAGGGGAAGAUGAAGCUAGGUCCGCAUGGGCUUGAUGCCGAGGCGAUGGAGGUUGAUGGUGGUCAUGAGGACUGCUCGGAAAGCCAGAGUUUGACCGAGGCCGAGUCGAGUAACGGCACGGAGGGGCAGGCGAAGGGGUCCGAGACGACGUCGAUUUCGACCUUGUGA
Molecule: messenger RNA, 855 nt
Organism: Colletotrichum spaethianum
Lineage: Eukaryota; Fungi; Ascomycota; Sordariomycetes; Glomerellales; Glomerellaceae
Exons: 1
Coding region: 1-855 (284 amino acids)
Biological process (GO): endosomal transport
Cellular component (GO): BLOC-1 complex
Source: RefSeq, a predicted model, not a curated record